This is a messenger RNA of Cylicostephanus goldi, 1278 nucleotides long. NCBI's taxonomy places the organism in Eukaryota, Metazoa, Nematoda, Chromadorea, Rhabditida, Strongylidae. The record is from the annotation of a GenBank genome assembly.
CCGCAGAUCCCCAGGGAGACCCCGCUCAACUUCUACCAUGAACUCAUCCAUUUGCACCCCUGGGCGCCGUUCGUCCGCCCACGAGAAUUACGCUUCGCUUCUUUGACCGAUCAUGAAGUUACCAACGAACUACCGCUAGAAGAUUAUCGUCACAUUCCAACAUCUGGAUAUCUCCGAUACAAGUUUACGAAGUCGCUUUUUCCGUUCGUCAACGUCCGUCGAGUUGGAAGAGCAGAGCGCAUCCCAUUCAUAGAACUUCAAACCCUGGAAGCGACCAUCCGCUUUCGCCAAGAAGCGAACAUCAUCAAAGGCAAACUCCUGUCUGGAGUCUUCAUCCGUAUUGAAAACAGGCGUCAGCAAACCCCGCUAGGGAAACUGCCUACGCUAUCCACGCCUCCGCCCGCGAUCCAAGGCCGUCGUCCAGUCCUAUAUCAGGUAGUGGCCACAAAUAGGGGCCAAUCGCUCAUCCUCGAAGCUAAGGACUUCUUCAUCCCCGGCCCGGACAUGAAGGAGCUUCAGUGCAUCACUCUCGACCAGUAUGCCACCAACAUUCAGACGGAAAUGCGCGGAUUCGACAAGUCACUUGUUUCGGUUAAGGAUUUUGUCUGGGUUUGGACCAUUGAGCCGUCACCUCAAGCCCUUCGUGACCCCGAGAUGGUUCUGGAACGCGCCCGUUCGCCACGCACAUACUCCAUUGAAAGCGACGUCGUCUCGUUCUUCCGCGCCGCCUCAUUCGCGUUCGUGACACCACAUGUUUGGGCACACAACGUCCUUGGGAACGUGAUCCGGAUAUUGCGCAAGCACUACGAACCAGCUAGAUUCACGGCAGCAUUCGAAGGGACACCAGAAACAGUGAUCAUAACACCAGCGAUCGCCGACUUUCCCUUGGACGAGAUCGCCGAAGAUGAAAUGAUCGUCGCGCAAACCAGGCGCAACGUGUCCACCGCCAUUCGCUUUUCGGAACCUGCAGUAUCCGUCGAGGCCCGCAAGACCCUUUGCGAAUCAAUUCGCUACACGGUUCCAUGCCACCCGAGGGAAGGUAUGUUGCCUCUCAGAGUAAGUCGGCUGGGACAAGACGAUAUCGCAUGGCUACAGGACCGCGCUAACCAGUUCGACAAUUUCAUCAUUGAUCCCACGGCUGCAAAGCGGAAGAUGGGUCACCUUUUCAACGCGGCCUGCUCAGGACUCGCAGCCGUCAAAUCGGAAAGAGAUGACCGCCUCGCGCGUUGGGUCCACAUCAGCAUCGCCUCCCUCAAAGUCUAUCCGCUACAAUUAUCC